AUGGUGAAUAUCAAUAGAAUCGUUGCGUUAAUAUGUCAUCCUUCAUUAUUCGUGUCAAAAAAGGAUAAACGGGUAAACGAGAAGGGCAUACUGAAGACAAAUCCAUCUGAAAUUUCGGAUUUCGAUCACGUCCUGAUUACAAGACAAGAGUUGAAACAACGACGACGAAAAUACGGAAUAUGCUCACGCUGCGGUACUCCACUCUCUGACAAAUCGUGGUGUCAACUUUGCGAGGGCGACAAGUUGCAAAAAAUUUUUUUCGAUUGGACGAGCGGCAACCAACAAAUUAACGCCUUUAUACAGUCAAGCCAGAUGAAACCAGUGAACAUGAAUAGCUACUUGUCGUGGAUUCCUUUUGACGAUUUUGUUCAGUUCAAGUACGUGGCAAAUGGAGGUUUCACUGCCGUGUAUUCGGCUCUGUGGGAUCGGUUUGGAACCGGUAGAAUGGCGAAUGUGGUGUUGAAACGGUUGCACCAUGGUCAAAUUUCCAAUCCGGAAUUCUUGAAAGAUCAGAUCUCGAUGUUCAUCUACGCCGCUUCACAAAAUUCCACGAUUGUUCAUUGCUACGGAAUAACACAGCAUCCCACGGAGGGAUACAUGUUGGUGAUGGAGUGCGGAGAAGAAGGUGACAUCCGUACUUAUCUGCGCGUAAACCACCAGAAUUUACUGUGGUCUGACAGGAUAUACCUAUUGAGAGAUGUCGCGAGAGCUCUUAGUCUACUUCAUUCACACGAAUUCGUUCAUGGGGACUUGCACACCGGAAAUAUAUUGAAGAAGGAUCCCAAUCCUUCGUUGCUAAAUCGUUUCGGUCGAACCGGCGGUGGCCACGAACGUGAAUGCAUAGUGGAUUUACCUUUGUGUUACACAUCAAAAGGACUAUUCGGUGUGAUGCCGUAUGUUGCACCCGAAGUCUUCGGCAACGGUUACUACACCAAAGCUUCGGAUGUGUACAGUUUUGGAUUAGUGAUGUGGGAAUUUGCGGUUGGUCAAACACCUUACAACGACUAUGCUCACGACAAGGAUUUGGUGGAGGAUAUAUGUGGAGGUGUGCGUCCAAAAGUUGAUAGAUCCAUACCACAAUUUUACGUAGAUCUAAUGAAGCAGUGUUGGGAUCUGGAACCGCUGAACCGGCCAAGUGCUCAGACGAUAAAGGGGAUAAUCGAGGGAUGGGCAUCGGCGUUGACCAAGACCAUGCUGUCGAAAGAACAUAAGAGUAUUAUUUCGCAAAUUAAGAGCAGCGACGAUGUGGUAAAGAGGAACACCAAACUUCAGUCUAAAAUGCCCGACUUGAUGACCUCCACGCCCGUACCCGCCGUCACCUCAUUUUUCAGUCAGAAUUUGAAAGGUUUUUUGGCAUCUCCUGAGCGAAAUUCGAUCUCCUCCUCUUCUUCAAUGAAAGGUUCCACUCUUUCAUCAAGUAUUACGCAUACAAUCAUGAAAUUUGGAAAGUACAUUAAAGAACGUAUGAAUUUACUUCCUGUGGAUUGGAAGAACAAUUGCAUCGAUUAUGAUGGUCUCAAAGCCGACAUAAAGGCCAACAUCACCCCGUAUAAUUUGAAGCUCGAAUUAUCGCAGAUAACAUGGAAACCACCGAAUGAAGAUCAGGUCGGCUUCAUUCAACUUGUUUUCGAUAGAAUGAGUUCGUUGCAGGUGAAAUCAAGGGAAUUCCUGGAAAAGCUGGAUUCGGAAGUUCAAAAGGUCUCGAAUUUUUUCGUGGUCCAAACCUCUUCUCUUGUAACUCUUUACAAGAAUAAUGAAGCAGUUUACUCCAAUGAACAAGACCUCGCCGACUUAUUACAAUCAACCGUUAAAUUAGAGAAAUUCGUUUUCCUCAAUUACACGGGAUUGGUCAAAAUACUGAAGAAGCAUGAUAAGCACUCUGGAUUAAACUUUAGUAAGGCGUACCUCUAUCGAGUUUCCUCCCUUCCGUUCGCAAGUUCCGAGAAACUCUCGACACUAAAGAAGACCCUGAUGGAAAAACUUGCUUCCGCGUCAACUAUCAAUGGAAACAGUAAAAACACGACAUUUACGAAUGGUACUGCGAAUGCUCUGGCCGCGAACUUGGCAACGUUCUUAAAACCGCAAUUUGCUCCGUCACCGGACAAUUGGUUCCCGCCUUCCGCUUUGCUUCCACAUCAGAAAGUUUUGAUCUCUUUGACAGGUCCUCACGGGACGGACAUCAUUGGAUGUGUGCUAGAUUGCAUGGCCAAGCAUGAUUGUGAAAUUGAGGAUUGCAUGUUAUCCAGAUUAUAUCACAAUGUCACGUUUGGAGUUUUGAUCACCCUUAAAUCAGAUAAUUUCGACUUAUUUCGGGAUCUCUCUGAAGCCGCCAGGAAAUGGGAUGGCUCCCUGUCAUUUGAUAUUCACGGGAAACAGGAUGCUCUGCCAAAGUCAAUUGAGGAUGCGCCGUACGAAAAUCGUGUCAAGUACACGGCCACUGUGUUAAACCAGAAUGGUCUUACGUCCAGAUUUUUAGAUGAUUGGACGAAAUUAUUACUGAGAGAGAAAAUUUCGGUGGAAAAGUUGCAACGGUUAAACGAAGGAAGGUUGUCAUGUGCAGAUUAUAAAUUAUCGGUGCCGGUUGGCACCGAUUUUGAACUACUGAGGCAGGAAUUAUUUCAACUUAGCAUGGGUCACGGAACUGACGUCGCUCUUCAACCCUACGACGUAUUCAGAAAGCACAAGAGGUUGGUUGUGUUCGACAUGGACUCCACUUUGAUACAACAAGAGGUCAUCGAUGAGAUCGCCAGGUUGGCCGGCGUCGUUAACGAAGUGGCGGCAAUCACGGAAUUGGCCAUGAAUGGAGAAAUUGAUUUCAAAGAAUCUCUGAGGAGACGUGUUUCUCUUUUGAAAGGAACGUCGGUGGAUGUGUUGCAAACAGUCAAGGAAAAUCUUGUUUUUACCGAAGGCGCCCAUUUCCUCUGUCAGGCGUUAAAAAAGAUUGGAUUCAAAUUGGCCGUUAUCUCAGGCGGGUUCAUUCCCCUGGCCAGGCAUGUCAAAAAUGAGCUUGGGUUGGAUUACGCUUUUGCCAAUCAAUUGAAGGUUUCCUCGGAUGGCAAAACAUUCACAGGUGAAACCCUCGGACCAAUAAUCGAUGGAGAACGCAAGGCGGAGUUGUUGGAAGUGAUAGCGCAAGCCGAGAACGUGACAUUAGAUCAGGUCAUCGCGGUCGGCGAUGGUGCCAAUGACUUGUGGAUGUUGGCCAAAGCCGGUCUGGGCAUAGCGUUUAAUGCCAAACCACGUGUACAAGAGAAGGUAACAGAAUGUUUCGAAUUGGACCAAGAAAUACGUCGCGAAAAUUAA
Molecule: messenger RNA, 3303 nt
Organism: Acaulospora colombiana
Lineage: Eukaryota; Fungi; Glomeromycota; Glomeromycetes; Diversisporales; Acaulosporaceae
Source: the annotation of a GenBank genome assembly